CAACUCUCUGUCUACUCUGACUCCUCCAACAAGAGUCUGCUGCACUCACAGGUAGGAGGACACUUCUCCGGACACUUCUCUCUCCACUCCGGCUCUGGUCCGCUGUUCUGGCAAGAGAGCAAAGGGAGAGAUUUGAUCCAAAAUGGCAGAGCGCUACGACUGCCAUGACUGCAAGGAGUCCCUGUUUGGGAGGAAGUAUGUGCUCAGGGAAGAUAACCCCUACUGUGUGAAGUGCUAUGAGAGCCUGUACUCUAACACCUGUGAAGAGUGCAAGAAGUCCAUUGGCUGCAGCAGUAGGGACCUGUCCUACAAGGACCGCCACUGGCAUGAUGACUGCUUCCACUGCUUCAAGUGUAGCCGCUCCCUGGUUGACAAGCCCUUCUCCACCAAGGACGACCAGCUUCUCUGCACCGAGUGCUACGCCAAUGAGUACUCCUCCAAGUGCCACGAAUGCAAGAAGACCAUCAUGCCAGGCUCCAGGAAGAUGGAGCAUAAGGGCAACAGCUGGCAUGAGACCUGCUUCACUUGCCAGCGCUGCCAGCAUCCAAUCGGCACCAAGAACUUCAUCCAUAAGGACAACAAUAACUACUGCGUGCCCUGUUACGAGAAGCAGUUUGCCAUGCAGUGUAUCCAAUGCAAGAAGCCAAUCACCACUGGCGGGGUGACCUAUCGCGAUCAGCCGUGGCAUAAGGACUGCUUCCUGUGCACUGGUUGUAAGCAGCAGCUGUCUGGCCAGCGGUUCACCUCUCGGGACGACUUUGCCUACUGCCUGAACUGCUUCUGCAAUCUGUAUGCCAAGAAGUGUGCCUCCUGCACCACCCCAAUCAGUGGUCUGGGGGGCAGCAAGUACAUCUCGUUUGAAGAGCGCCAGUGGCACAAUGGCUGCUUCAACUGCAAGAAGUGCUCCAUCUCCCUGGUGGGAAGGGGCUUCCUGACCGCCCAAGAUGAGAUCAUGUGUCCCGAGUGUGGCAAAGACGUCUAAGAGCUAUAUGCGAGGAUGGAGCGUCAAAGCCAAAGAAAGCAAAGAUGCAAGCUAAUAUAGGCCUAGUCCUACUAACAUGUCAUUUAUUCUAAUAAUAUAAUUUUCAGACUAACCCUAAAGGCUUUCUGCAUGCACUGGCCUCAGAUUGAUACAGUAUGUUGUCUGAUGAAUUGAGCACAAAUUGCAUUAGAUUCUUAGAAAGAGAUAUCAUUUCGAUGUAUUUUAAACAAAAUAGCAACUUUGUCCGUGGUUUGUUACCAUUAGAACGUUUAACUAAUGUAUUAGGUUGUAUAUGUUAGGAUAAUCAUCCGUGACAAAUAACUAUGACAUAAUGCAAUUAACAGGAGUUAUACUUUUCAUUAUAGCAGUAAAAUCUAAUGAGAACAUGACAUGACAUGUACCUGCACUCUGAAUGUGAAAUAAAGUAUUUAAAAGGCAA
Messenger RNA from Coregonus clupeaformis (lake whitefish), 1421 nucleotides. RefSeq names its product four and a half LIM domains protein 2-like. The transcript is spliced from 6 exons. The record is from RefSeq and is a predicted model, not a curated record. Bases 143 to 982 code for a protein of 279 amino acids. Gene Ontology annotation, molecular function: transcription coregulator activity. Gene Ontology annotation, cellular component: Z disc; nucleus. Lineage: Eukaryota; Metazoa; Chordata; Actinopteri; Salmoniformes; Salmonidae.